UUAUUUAAAAAAUUUAUUCUAAAAAAUGUCUUAUUCAUAACGCCCAUUUAUAAAAAGAACUCUUUGUUUUAGGGCUGUUUGCCCUCCGUUUUAAUAUGUAAAGGAAAAUUUUCAAUGUUAGGAUAAAUUUGUAAUUUUCCAUGAUUACAUACAUCCAAGCGUGAUUUUGGGGUGGGUGGAAUUCAUCAAAAUACUAAAAACAUAUCACUAUCAGGUCAGACCCUGGGAGAAAGGAUGGACUUCCCUGCCAUUACCAUUCAAGAGCCAGCAGGUAGGAUGGAUCUGCAAGGCCCAGAUGAUAUUCUACUGCAGCAUACUGUUGCUCGCAUUGAGAAGAAAAUGAAGCAGUACCGUCAGCAGACGCACGAUCCUGGAUCUUACACAAUCUGCCCGUUUCCUGAUUUCCUUGUUGGCAUAGAUGAUGGGAUCCAAUCGCCAAAGUUAGCAUCAUUCGGCCCUCGUCACAGAGGCAAAGAUCAUCUCCUUCCCUUCGAAAGGCACAAGGAUGAUUUUCUUUCUAAAUUUCUUUCUCGGACGGAAAGUCUGGGAAGAGGCUUGCUCUUCUAUGUACGGACACUGAUAAAGAUCAAGGACAACACAAAAAGAUGCUAUUCUGAAAAGAUUGUUAUGCCUCCCGAUGAUGAGCUUGUUGACAUGAUGUUGCGCGAUGGGGCCUUCGUGGUAGAGCUCUUCCGUGAAUAUGAAGAGGGUAGCGAUGUCACGUGGCCAUGGCAUGUCCAAACUCUGAUUGCAGAUCUCCUGAAACUGGAGAACCAGUUACCCUUUUUCCUUCUCCAGGAGUUGUUCAAUUGCUCCAACAUUGGUCAAGGAGCAUCAAUCCGCACCUUGCCCCAGCUUGCCUUGAGAUUUUUGAACCAGGCCUUCUGUAGCCCUCCAGAUAUGGUCAACUCCCAAAUUCAACACCCCAAGCAUUUACUUGACUUAUUCCGCUUGAGUCUCCUUCCCUCUGCCAAAACAGACCCACCACAGCAAAGCAAACACCAUCCUUUGGUGCAUUCAAUACAAAGUGUAAAGGAGCUCUGUAGUACCGGAAUCACUGUAAGAAAGAACAUAGCAAGAAGCCUCUUGGAGAUAGAUUUCCGGAAAUUUCAAAUCCCACCAUUAGCCCUGAAAAUCCCUCCAGUCGCCAUAGACGAAUUCACCAACACCAUCCUGGUGAACUGUGUUGCUCUGGAGCAAUGUUUGCCAGAUCAGUCCAAACAUUUCACCGCGUAUGUAUGCUUCAUGAAUUGCCUCAUGAAGCGACCCGAAGAUGUUGGAUUUCUUCGUUCUGUGGACAUCAUCACACGCGUUUCGCAAGAUGAGAAAUAUGUUAUAAACUUGCUGAAUAGUCUUGGGAGAAAUGUAAGCUUCAGUGUUCGAGAUUGGUAUCUCUGGAAGCAGCUCCGGGAAAUUCACUCCUAUUACAACAGCUCUUGGGCAUCAAUUAGGCGCCAUUUGUUUUGCUACAACAACAUCAUGCUGUAUUGUUCUGUCUUACAGAUAGCAGUCGGUAUCCUCAGCUGGCGUCUUGCAAGGAACUAAGCCGCUUUUUGACUCCCCAAGCACAAGGUAAAGAGGAAAUACAUUGAUUCUCCUUCCUUGGAUCUGAAUUAAUAUAUCAAAGCUUGCAACCUUGGGGAAGCUUUCAAGUAGCAACAACAGCAGAAUUUACGUUUGGGUCCAUCAGAAAGGGAUGGAGUUGCGUCUUUGUGGUUAGAUGUGAGAGAUUGGGCUUGUGAGUCAACUCAGCAGAGUUAUAAUGGAGUUGGCAAUUCCGUCUCACCAGCUCUACGUAUCGGUUUCACUGUGUUAAAAUGUACUAGUACUUUUUAUAAUAUUUGAGUUAGAUGGGUUAAUGUCACAUUUAAUGUUAUGUGGAAUUCUAUUAUAUUCUCGAAUGA
This is a messenger RNA of Theobroma umbraticum, 1904 nucleotides long. RefSeq names its product UPF0481 protein At3g47200-like. The record is from RefSeq and is a predicted model, not a curated record. NCBI's taxonomy places the organism in Eukaryota, Viridiplantae, Streptophyta, Magnoliopsida, Malvales, Malvaceae.